AUGAUAAAUACAGUGAGUUUUGAAAUCUGAUUGGCAUGUGAUUUCUAAUUUUGAUAAUUAUGUUUUUAGCCGGAAUCAGUUUCUUGUGAAGAUAAUUUGUUGGAAUGUAUGAUAGAAUUGGAAAAUCGAGAUGCUGUUUUUUGGUGUGGUGAAAAUGUUAAAGGCAAUCUACAUUUGAAAUUAUCUGAUGGAUCAAUUCAAAUCACUUCUCUUCGUUUGUUAUUUCAUGGUUAUGGAAAAAUUUCAUGCAAAGGAAAAGUGAGUGAGAAAUAAUCUCUAAACUUUUUUUGAGAAAUAAUCUCUAAACCUAUUUUUUGGAAAUCGCGGAAUUUUUUUUUGAAAACAUUAUUGGUCCUACAUAUUAUCUUGAAAACAGUUUUUUCCGUUUCUUUUCUGUCUCGAUCUAAAAAUAGUUUAUUUCCGCGAACCACAUGAUACACAAUUUUGAGAGUAUGAAUAUUAGGUUCAAAAAACCAUAUGACCAAUUGUACUCUCUUUCUGAACACCAAAAAACGUUGAGCAAUUUUGCAGAAAGACGAACCACUUCAGGAAUGCAUGACGUACCUCAAAAAAAGUUCCGAUCUAGUUUCGCAAUCGUUUGUUUUGCAACAACAAGAAUAUUCGUUUCCAUUUGAGGUAUUCCAUAAUUAUUUCUAUUUUUAUUCGUUUUUUUUUCUCAAACAGGAAACUUUACCGGAUCAUUUACCCACUUCAGUUUAUUCAACAAAAGGACAUAUUCAGUAUAUUGUACAGUGUACUUUGGAAUAUAAAACCAGCAAUGGUCAACCAUCAAUUGUAAAAGCUAUUCGAGGAAUCACUAUUUGUGAAAGUUUAGAUCUCAAUAAAAUUCCGAAAUCCUGGUUUGAAUCAAAAACCGAGUUCGAACAACGUAAAUUUGGAUGGUUUUCUUGUACGGGUGGACAUAUUCGAUUAAAUGUGACUAUCGAAAGAUGUGCUUUUGUUUGUGGAGAAGCAAUCUCAUUCAUCGGAAAAAUUGAAAAUAAAAGUGAUAGAAGAAUUGAGAAAGUUACAGUAACUCUGGUGAAAUCGAUAAUAUUCGGGGAAACUGAAGGAGAGCAAGUAAAUGAGGUUAAUAUUUUAUAAUUUGUCCAGUUAUAAACUUCGAAUAUUUUCAGAACAUCGUCACUGAUUCUCAAAACGUUCUAGAAGAUUUAUUGGCAAUGUAUAUUGAAGAAGGAUGUUUCAACAAAAUUGUUAAAAAAGUUCACAUACCAUCAACCUCGCCAACAACACCAACAGAUAUUCUUCUUCAACAUCAACCAAGUCAAUCAACUGAUGCCAACAACCGUUUUCUAAACCGAAGAAGAUCACAAAUGGGAAGAUUAUCGUUUUCUUCAAGUGCUGGAAGAGAAAGAACAUCUCUGGGCAACCCAAAUAUUCAACGAAUUCUUCGAAUAAGUUAUGCCUUCAACAUCAAAGUUCGAACCGGUGGAAUCGAUGUUAUCGAUGUGAAUGUUCCAGUUGUGAUUGGAACUGUUCCAAUGACAGAUAGUGUGAAUUCUGGUGAUCCGUGAGUGUUUGAAAUUGAAAAAAAAAAUUGUUUUGAUUGCAAAAUUCAAUUUCAGAAAUGAUCCUUUGGAUAAACCAGUUUUCAACGUUUGCCGACAAGAUAAACCAAUAUCUUUACUUGAUGAAAAAGAACGAACACUUUGUAACAAAGCGCAGGUAUUUUUCAUUGAAAAUAUUUUGUAAAUUCAGAUAGUAAAAAUAAUCAUAAUUUCAAUCGCAAUAGUAAAUUAGAAUUAUCAAAAUCUCUAAUUUUUCAGCUUCAACAUGUCAAUAAAUAUCCAUUUUACGCAACCUUGACAACCUCAUCAAAGCAGAGCAAAAAAUUGAGCGUCAUCGCAAAAACCAUCAAAACUGAAAAUAGUAUAAUGAACACAAUCAAAGGAGUUGUCGAUGAAGACAAGUAUGUUUCCCAUGACCACCCAUAAAAACGUUUUUUUCUCAGAACUACAAUUGAAACUGAUAUCUCUGACUACUAA
Caenorhabditis angaria is the source of this 2006-nucleotide messenger RNA. NCBI's taxonomy places the organism in Eukaryota, Metazoa, Nematoda, Chromadorea, Rhabditida, Rhabditidae. The record is from the annotation of a GenBank genome assembly.